GUCGCCUGGAAUCCCUCCUGGAAUCUCGCCCCCGCUACUACCUGAACCACUGGGCCGGCCCGGCCCGGGACUCCGCCCCCGCCAGGACUCCGCCCCUCUCCCAGAAACAACCCGUCACAGACCCGCCCCCUCUCCGCCCCUCCUUACCCCAGCCUCCGCCCUCCGGUCCGGGCGGGGCUCCGGGUUUGAACCGCGCGGCGGGCCUGGCCUCCGAGUCGGGUCGGGCCCAUAGGCGGCAGCGCGGAGCAGACAGUCGGCGGCGCGCGGCAUCAUGUCCCCAGGCAGCGGGGUGAAGAGCGAGUACAUGAAGCGCUACCGGGAGCCGCGCUGGGACGAAUACGCGCCGUGCUACCGCGAGCUGCUGCGCUACCGGUUGGGCCGCCGGCUGUUGGAGCAGGCGCACGCGCCCUGGCUCUGGGACGCCUGGGGUCCGGAUAGCCCCUCGGACAGCUCGGCCUCACCCAGUCCGGCGCCCAAGGGCGCGUCAGGGGAGCCCUCGGCAUCCUCUGCGCGGGAGGAGGAGCAGCGGGUGGGGGAGCGCGGCGCGGAGCUGCGGGACGCGGAGGAGCAGAACGCGGUGCAACCAGGCCUGCCUGCACCGCCAAAAAAAGACACAGAAGAAAAACCUGACCAACAACCUGGGCCAGGAGAGGCUGACAGGGCAUCCGGUGGCCCUGUACCACGGCAGCAGCCUAGUGCCUUGUUUGCCAGAGGAAGUAAGAAAGCAGCCAGAAGCCCUCAAAGACCAACAAGCAAAACAAGAGAGAACAAGCACCCGUUUGCUCUCUAUGGCUGGGGAGAGAAGCAGAUGGACACAGGCAGCCAGAAGACACAUAAUGUCUGCGCAUCGGCCUCUGCCCACGAGAUUCAUGAAUCAGCACUUCGAGCCAAGAACAGAAGGCAGGUGGAGAAAAGGAAACUGGCUGCCCAGAGGCAGCGGGCUCACUCGGUGGAUGUGGAAAAGAACCUGAGGGUGAAGCCGUCUUCCGCAGAGAGCCCGUGGAUGACUGAAUACAUGCGGUGCUACUCAGCAAGGGCCUAG
Acomys russatus (golden spiny mouse) is the source of this 1042-nucleotide messenger RNA. It is a transcript of the gene Ccsap, whose product is annotated as centriole, cilia and spindle associated protein. Gene Ontology annotation, molecular function: microtubule binding. Gene Ontology annotation, cellular component: ciliary transition zone; spindle; axon. The record is from RefSeq and is a predicted model, not a curated record. The coding region runs from base 272 to 1042 and encodes 256 amino acids. NCBI's taxonomy places the organism in Eukaryota, Metazoa, Chordata, Mammalia, Rodentia, Muridae. Gene Ontology annotation, biological process: regulation of mitotic spindle assembly. The transcript has 4 exons.